GUCGCAGAUGCAGCCGUCCUCCCCUCGGCCGUCGGCAGGCCGCCUGUCGGGCCCCCCGGCCGGUCACGUGUACCAAGCGGUGGCAGUGGGGGCGGCAGACCCGCGGAGGGAAGAUGCCCCAGGCGUGAGGAUUUCCGUGAGCGCUGUCGUGAGGCGAGUGUCGCAAUCUGAAGAGACCAGGUGUCAGGAAGUUGAAGAGAUGUAGCUAAAACGAGUGGUGGCUUGAAGGGAACGCAGACCUCAAAAGCAGCUGAUCGUUUGGCAGCUGGGGGAGCCGUUGGGGGACGUCGGCAGCGAUCCAAGAGCCUCCAUCCAGGACACCAGCCCGUCUCACAGGCUAAGGAACGUUCAUCCCCCGAUCUACCGACAAGGUAUAAAAUUAUCAGACAGAAAAAAAAACUUAGACCGGUUCGAAACGGUUCGGCUUCAUCGAGGAUCUCGGGAAUUUAGUCAGUCAGUGUUGUCGCAUCACCGUACUGACGCGAAUCGAACGGCGUAAAAUCUCCUGGCAAUCUCCAUUCGUUUUAGAUCCAGCAUAGCCGGUGGUAUACAAGGCUGAGGAGAGAAGCAUUUCGACGUCAUCAGUGCCAACUGCCAAUGUCAACUCUAACUGCGACCGGCAAGUGCUGGCCUUAAGCAGUGCGACUAAACAACUUUCGACGGGCUCAAGAUUGUCUCCCUCGGCCCCAUCCACCCCACCCCCCCCCCCCAGUUCCCUCCUCCCUACCCCUCUCCCCUCCCGCCGCGAUGUCCGCGGCCCAGCCGCUGCCGCCGGCCGCCCCGCCUCGCCCGGGUCCCUGUGACCUGCGAUUGGCCAUCUGCAGUCAGGACGUGCGCGCCGUGCAGGCUCUGCUGGCGGCCGGCGCCGACCCGUCGCUGGCCCACCGACACCGCACGCCACUCUCCUGGGCGCUGCAGGCCGGCCGGGCGGAGAUCGUGGCCGCCCUACUCUCCGCCGGCGCAGACGCCAACGGGCGCAGCAGUGACGCUCUGGAGCGGGUCGAGCCGCCGCUCAUUACCGCCAUCCGUCUGGGCCAGGAGGCGAGCUUCGCGGCCCUACUGACCGCCGGCGCCGAGCUCGACGGCGAGGACUUCUACGGCCACACGCCGCUGUGGACGGCCGUCUGGCACCGGCAGCUCAGCAUGGCGUUCCAGCUGGUGGCGGCCGGCGCGCCGGUGGCGGCCGACUCGUGGCAGCAGUGCCCGCUGUACCUCUCUGCGCGGCAGCCGUGCGCCGGCUGGCGGCGGCUGGCCCUGCUGGUCACCCUGCUCGGCGCCUCCGUCAGUCUGCGGGACGGCGAGCGGCGCUCGGCGCUCUGGUGGGCGUUCCACUGGGGCGACCAGCGGCUGGCGCGGGCGCUCCUAGCGCGCGGCGCCCGUCUGCCGGAGGGCUGUCCGCCGCUGGAGGAGAUCCCUGCGGAGUUCCUCAGGCAGAUCAGCGGGCCGCGCUCGCCCCCACCGCUGCUGGAGCUCUGCCGGGCCCGGGUGCGCGCCCUGGUGGGGGUGACCGGACGCCGACUGCCCUGCCGGCUGUCCCGCCUGCCGCUGCCCGAUGUGCUCAUAGCUUAUCUACAGAUGAAGGAGUUUAGUGAGGAGGCCACAGCGGCAGAGCGAUGGGAGGGAUGAGGAGAGGAGAGAGCGGUGGGAGGAGAGGGGAAAGAGCCGUGGGAGCGACAGCGCUGGGAGGGAAAUGGCAGGGACUUUGUGACGCACUAACACUGUCGACGCAUUGCAGAACUAACGACCAACGGGAAAAGGCAGAGGAAAGCGUUAGCAAUGACUUGCAGUAACUCAGUGGCAUCAUUUCCUCAGAGCGCUCGGGACGUUCUAUCAAAUGAUAUUGUAUUUGCGUGAUGUUUGCUUUGUGUACGUGACUCAGCAAGUUAUAUGACGUGCUACAGAGGAUGCAAAACGCCCUAACCAGCCCUCAGGCCCUCAGGCAUUAUAAACGCCCUCAGGCAUUAUAAUACGCAUAAGCUGCAAUGACGGAUUGUCAUAGACUAUAAUUCGUUGAAUCAGUGACGAUUCAGGAUUAGAUCAUAGUUAUUUUGAUACAAGUUUGUAUCAUCCGCUGAAUACAUCAUUAUAUUUUUAAUGUGUUUUUGGAAUCCAUGUGGAGUGGUUCGUCUCCAUGGAGUUUUUAAUCACCUCUGGCGAGGUCUUAUUAAGCUUAUAAGCUCUUAUCAACCUCUGGCGACUUGGAUAUCUUGAUUGUUUCACAAAAUGUAAUCGGAACGUCAGUGGGCUCGUUCAGAAGCUUUCGACGACAAAAAAAAAAUGUGCCAAAAUUUGAUUUGUCGAGAUGCACCCAAUACACAUGAAACGGAGCUC
This is a messenger RNA of Amphibalanus amphitrite, 2331 nucleotides long. RefSeq names its product ankyrin repeat domain-containing protein 23-like. Gene Ontology annotation, cellular component: nucleus; cytoplasm. The transcript is spliced from 2 exons. Gene Ontology annotation, biological process: intracellular signal transduction. Gene Ontology annotation, molecular function: protein binding. The record is from RefSeq and is a predicted model, not a curated record. Bases 748 to 1626 code for a protein of 292 amino acids. NCBI's taxonomy places the organism in Eukaryota, Metazoa, Arthropoda, Thecostraca, Balanomorpha, Balanidae.